Molecule: messenger RNA, 3581 nt
Organism: Pyrus x bretschneideri (Chinese white pear)
Lineage: Eukaryota; Viridiplantae; Streptophyta; Magnoliopsida; Rosales; Rosaceae
Product: primary amine oxidase 1
Exons: 6
Coding region: 1333-3273 (646 amino acids)
Biological process (GO): amine metabolic process
Molecular function (GO): copper ion binding; quinone binding; primary methylamine oxidase activity
Source: RefSeq, a predicted model, not a curated record
AAAGGAAUCAGUGGCUAACAAAGUCAGUGGCAAUCGAUCAAAGAAUGAUAUUGAUCCUUGGUGGUUGAAUCUUCCUUAUGCUCUGGGUCCUUCGGUACAAAAGAGUUUCAACAGCUGGGCAGUUACAACAGUCGUUGAGUACUUCCAUCUGCUUCCUUAUGCUGCGAUUUUGUGAGACUGAUAUCCCAGGCAAUGAGCUUUGUUUAAGUAAAAAUCUUAUGGUGGGAUAUUUCAACACGCUCCCUCACGUGGAACCCAAUUAGUGAAUUACACGUAGAAGAUUCACACAUCAACAACCACAUGGAGCGAAGAGAACUCAGCCAACAUGCGGGGGCAAGUGAACCACAAUCAUUGUGCGGGGCAAAGGGAACCCACCUAUCAUGUGACAGUACGAAGCCGCUCUCAGGCUCUGAUACCAAAAUGAAAUAUGUCUAUUACUUCGUUAUUUUAUUCAUCAUCUAGGGCUUACAAUAUAUAGACACACAUCACAAACAACUAGAGUGAGUGACUCAAAGUUAUCUGAUUAGGGACAUUGAAAAUAAGGACAUUGUGUUAUGGUACACAAUGGGCUUUCAUCAUGUUCCAUACCGAGAAGGUUUUCAUCAAUUCAUUCUCCUUGCUCUUAAUGCAAGAAAGAUACCCCAUAAAAGGUUGGGAGAAACUGAGAAUGGAAGGCUAAGAAAUUUUUAAUUCAGCCGUUGAAGACACCCCUGUAUAUAGCUCAUUCUGUAUUCUUGUUUGGGAUUGUUAUGUAUGAAACACUGCACAUUCCCUUUAAUUUUGUUAAUUGUUUUCGUUUUGUAAAAACCACUUUUUCUAAAAGCGUUUUCAUUAAAAGAAAGUUGAAAUUUUAUUGUAAGGAGUUUCUCAUUCAAGUGCUAAUUAAGAAUGUUUAUCCUUGCACCAAAGUCGUGUAUUCAAUUUUCCCUUCCACAUGAUUUAAGUUAUUCAAUACAAUGGCACUAUUAUUGUUAAACCCUUGUGGGCCUUUACACACGUUUUCUUCAACUUGUAGCAUGUGACAUUUAAGAAAAUACGGUUGCAAUUGCAAAGACAGAUGUGUAAAAUGAUGGCUCAUGGUGCCCUUCACUUAAUUAUCAAAGAAUCAAAAGCAAAGCAAAGCAAAGAAAAGCAGUUAGAAUUAAAUAUGCUUGCUCUGAGUGCAAGGCAAAGGACUAGUGAAAUGCAAGAAAAGUGUGAGUUGUCUCAUUAAAGUCAGGAUAACCCUCUAUAAAAUUGCUCCUUUUGUAUUGUGUAAUCCCAAACAGUUGGAUAUCCAGAACCAAAUCUACACAAAUUGAUUCCUUUAUUAGGAAUUUGCAAAGCAAAUUCAUGACUGCCCUAUUUAUACCCUUAGUUUUGAUCCUACAAUGCUGCUUCACAGCUACCUCAUCCCACCCCCUAGACCCUCUAACCCCAACUGAGAUCAAUACAGCUAGGCUCACAAUUCAGAAGUCUCACAUUGGAAAUCUUCCUAACCUCACCUUUCAUUUUGUUGACACUGAAGAGCCAGAGAAAGCUGAAGUCCUUAAAUGGUUAUCUUCAAGCAAUAAAAAAAGGUCCACCCCUCCCCGCCAGGCCAAGGUGGUGGCUCGAGCCGGUGGUCAGACCCACGAGCUCAUUGUGGACUUGGCCACCGGCUCUGUCAUAUCCGAUCAUGUCCACACAGGUCAUGGAAACCCUCCUCUCACCUUUACCGAGCUUUUCCUAGCUAGUAAGCUUCCUCUCAGUCACUCCAAAUUCAUAAACUCAAUUUCAGCAAGGGGAUUGAAUUUAUCUGAAGUUUCAUGCCUACCCUUUUCAAUUGGAUGGUAUGGGGAAGAAAUUACCAAGAGAGCCGUGAAAAUCCAGUGCUUCUAUAGAGGAGGAUCAGUCAAUGUUUUUGCAAGGCCUAUUGAGGGAAUAACAAUGCUAGUGGACCUUGAUUUGAUGAAAAUUACAGUGUACACUGAUAGGUUCAGAGCUCCUUUGCCCAAAGCUCAAGGCACUGACUUCCAAACCCCAAAAGAAAAUUCCAAUUCUGGCCCUUGCAACAAAACGAAAAGUGGCUUCACCGUCUCAGGCCACGAGGUCAAAUGGGAAAAUUGGGUUUUUCAUGUUGGGUUCAAUGCUAGGGCAGGAAGUGUGAUCUCUACGGCUUCUGUAUUUGACUCCAGGAAGAAGAAGUACAGGAGUGUGCUGUACAAAGGGCACGUGUCCGAGACGUUCGUGCCAUAUAUGGAUCCUACAAGUGAAUGGUAUUUCAGGACAUUUAUGGACAUUGGUGAAUUUGGGUUCGGGAGAUCAGCUGAUAGUUUGCAGCCUCUGAUUGAUUGCCCGGAAAAUGCUGAAUAUGUUGACGGGUUUAUGGCUGGGGCUGAUGGUCAGCCACAAAAGGUAGAAAGGGCCAUUUGCAUCUUUGAGAGGUACUCGGGUGAUGUUGCAAUGAGACAUACUGAAAUUAACGUUCCAGGCAAAUUGAUAACAAGUGGGCAGCAGGACAAGAGUUUGGUGGUUAGAAUGGUGGCUACUGUUGGCAACUAUGAUUACGUUCUUGACUGGGAAUUCCAGCGAAGUGGCACCAUCAAAGUUGGGGUGGGUUUAACAGGUGUCUUGGAGGUAAAGGCAACUUCAUACACAAGCAACGACCAAAUAACGAAAAACGUUUACGGAACCUUGGUAUCAGAAAACACCGUCGCCGUUAACCACGACCACUUCCUCACAUAUAUGCUAGACCUAGACGUCGAUGGUAACGCCAACUCCUUUGUCAAGGCCAAGUUCCAAACGGCAAGAGCAAGUACCGUUAACCCAACAUCACCAAGAAAGAGUUACUGGAAGGUCUUUUGGGAAACCGUCAGGACUGAAGCCGAGGCGAGAAUUCGGCUCGGCUUGGAGCCUGCCGAGUUGUUGAUUGUGAACCCUAAUAGUAAGACUAGGCUUGGAAAUCAGGUUGGUUACCGGGUGAUUACAGGACAGCCAGUAACUUCUCUUCUGGCUGAUGAUGAUUACCCACAGAUUAGGGCUUCUUAUACUAAGUAUCAAGUUUGGGUGACUGCCUAUAAUAAGUCAGAGAAGUGGGCUGGAGGGUUCUAUGCUGAUAGGAGCCAUGGAGAUGAUGGCUUAGCUGUUUGGAGCCAGAGGAAUAGAGCUAUUGAAAACAAAGAUAUAGUAUUGUGGUACACAGUGGGAUUUCAUCACAUUCCAUGCCAAGAAGAUUUCCCAGCUAUGGCCACCCUUCAUGGCGGAUUCGAGCUACGCCCUGCAAAUUUCUUCGAAUCCAACCCAUUGCUCUAACAAAGCUGCCCUUUUGAAGGGAAGUUCUUAGUUAUGACAGAAAUACUUUAUAACACCAUUCUUCAAAAGUUUAAUUAAUCAUGGUUUGUUGUGAAAGGGACAAGGUGUUGUAUACAUACGUUGGGUUUCUUCACUUCUCUGCAUAGUUGUAAGUUUGUGUUCAUAAAUCUGGACUGACUGGUGGCUCGGAAGGACUUUAGUAAAUCACAUCUGCAGAGAUUAGUUUUAACUCUUUUUAAGUUUGUAAAACUGAAACAUAAUACAAUCAAUGAAAGUUUAAUUUAUCAUUCGUCUCAUAUUCUUAUGCA